GCCACCGCCACCGCCACAUUGCCACUGCCUCCUUGUUAUUUUCCUAAAAAAAAAAAUUGCAACAGGGUGGUCCAAGAUUCUACGAAUUAUUUAUAAAGCAUAUAUAUACUAUCCAUGUAAAUGCUAAACACAUUAUAUACCUAAUCCCCACUACCAAACACAUUAUACAUAAACCCCACUACAUACCAUACAUGGUUUAAUAAUUAAUACUCGAUCGUGUGAAUAUUCAGUCACAGUUUUGAUUUAACAGUGUCAAGUUGUAAGUCUCAGUUUUGCUAUAACAGUUUUAGUAUGGCAGGAUCAAUAAGUGAAAUGAAAAGGGUAUACAAUUAUGUUGCACCUACAUCUCCACAUGAACUCAUGGAUUGCUCUAAUUUUACAAUAGACUUUGAAAAUCGCAAAUUCUUGAACGUCGGAUUCGAUCCAAAAGAUCAGUUCAAUAUCGUUUUGCAAAUAAUUACACCGUCACGGUAUGUAAAAAUUUCAUCAGACUUCUUGAAACGAAUUUAUUCAGUCAUGGGCCAUGUUUUGUCACACGUUCUCGAUCCUGUUGUAAAAUAUAAAAAAAUUAUUUUUUUGGAAGAUGAAGUCGCUUUGCUUACAAGUAUGGUAUAUAAAGGAGAGCAUGUGUUGGUUAUAGAGUCAAAAAAAACAAACGGAUGUAGAAUCAUAUUAAGUCGAAGAGAUCUUAUGACAAUUCAAGAUUUAGAGUGGGCCAUUUUUGAAACAAUUUCAAGAAAAAACGAUAUCGUAAAACCUAUUAUUUUAAAUCAACUCGAACAAAUAUCCGAAUACUUUAAUACUGAUUUUAAUAUUGAUAAAUCUGUGACACUGGAAGAAGUAAAAACAAUAAUCAAAGGAAUUCAUAUCGAAUUAAUUGCAAAGCAUAUACCGAAAAACAACCAAAGUUUUAUAAACCAGAUCAAAUUAUUUGCAACUGAACAGCUAGCAAUCAAUUGGAUGUCAAAGAAUUCGAUAAAAGUAAGAAUAUAUAUAUAUAUAUUAUUUAUAAGAAAAAGUAUUAAACAUUUGAAUUCAAUUAGGCUGUUGAUGAGGAACUGAUAAAAUUUCUCCCGCCUACCCAGAGGUGGCCUGAAGCAGACGAUUUAAAGGUAAUAAUAUAUAUAUAACUUUUUUUUUUUUUUUUAUUACGAUUACUUAUUAUUUUUAUUUUAGUAUUAUACUGAAGCCUUUGACGUGGAAAUGCUGCAGCCAUCCCCACCAAGAUACUCAAGUAUGUCUCCAUUAAUGACAUAUAACGAAGACGAUUUAUCACAGUCACGAGUAAUUUAAAAUUAAAAUAAUAAAAUAUUUAAGUAUUAAAUGUUAUUAUUUAUUUAUAGGCAGCUGACGAGGAGAGGGGGUUCAGAGAAUAUUUAUCCACACAUUCGGACACAGCAUGGGCACCAAUUCGGAAAACCAAACCAAAGGUGAUAUAAUAUAUAAUAUAUUAUAUAAUAUUUUGUAUGAUGAAUAAUUAUACCUUUUUAUAGGCUGUUGACGAGAACGACGGUCCAAUGUAUUUUAACAGACGGUCAUCAUCCCCACCACCUCUGAUCGACUACAAGGAUGCCAAGUCAGCAAAAUCAUCUACUCGGUGUAUUACAAAAUUAUUUUAAUAAUAAUACCCUGUUAAUGAUGAUGAUGAUAAUAAAUAUUCUGUAUAUCAUAACAUGUGUUAUUUCCUUACGUUAUACAUACCCCCAACCAUAUAUCUUACUAUAGAGUGGGGAUUCACUCACACUCUCAACGACCGCUCGAUGGUACUGCAUAAAACGCUCGACAUGAACAUAGGACAAGUCAGUCGCAACCAGCUCUUCAAGUCAUAACAAUUUGUG
Messenger RNA from Myzus persicae (green peach aphid), 1838 nucleotides. RefSeq lists its product as uncharacterized. The transcript has a single exon. NCBI's taxonomy places the organism in Eukaryota, Metazoa, Arthropoda, Insecta, Hemiptera, Aphididae. The coding region runs from base 292 to 1062 and encodes 256 amino acids. The record is from RefSeq and is a predicted model, not a curated record.